GUUGAAUCAGCUGAUUUAGCCAAACCAAACCUCAACCAUCAACAAACCCCUGAGGACAGAGCCCUGAGGAGAUAAGAUGAUUGGGAAUUGAGGAUCGCUCCAGACAAAAUGAUUGGCUCAUUCUCAUCCAAUCGGUGGUGAAUAUUCCUUGAAAAUGUCCACCCACCCCCUGCUUGUACCCCUAUACCCCUCCUUCACAAAGUGCUCUCGCCUGGUGACCACGCCCCUGUUCCUUCUGACGACCAGCUGUAUAGUCUGCUACAGUAAUUCCCUCCUCUGUGGUUUUGUGUUUGAUGAUGUCAGUGCAAUUAAGGAUAACAAGGAUAUUCGUGCCGACUUCCCGUUUGAGAAACGGUUUUUUGAGUUCCUUCUUAACGAUUUCUGGGGUAUCCCAAUGCAUAAAGAGCAGUCACAUAAAUCCUACAGACCGUUAUGCGUCUUAACAUACAGGCUAAACUACCUGGUCCACGGGUUGUCCCCUCUAGGUUACCAUCUGGGUAAUCUAGUUCUUCACCUUGGGGUUACCCUGCUCUACCAUUCAACCCUCUCCUCUCUACUCAACUCCUCUACACCAGCUCUACUUGCCGCCCUACUCUUCUCUGUACAUCCUGUACACACAGAGGCAGUGACAGGUGUUGUGGGUCGAGCUGAGCUGUUAAGUAGUAUAUUCUUCCUCCUGAGUAUUCAGGCGUACACAGACACAAAUAGUAAACAAACAAACCAGUGUACUGCAAGAGACAACAAAUGUAAACAUGAAGACAAGAUCGCAAAUGUGGAUUUUUCAUGUUCUCCAGGAUAUAAGUUUUCUUCUCUAAUGCAGGCACUGUUCCAGGCUUGUUUUUUGGCGGCCCUAGCGAUGGUGAGCAAGGAGCAGGGAAUCACUGUUAUUGGUUUCUGCUUGAUGUUUGAGCUUCUCCAGGUUCAAAAGAUCCAGAAAAUAUCCUGGAAAACAACCCGACUAAUAUAUUUUAAGGGUUUAUUAAAUGAACCUGGAUUGGUACGUGUACUUGUUCUGACCGUCACAGCUGUUUUACUUCUCACCUUCAGGAUUAAACUAAUGCAGGGAUCGAGUUUACCUGUGUUUACCAAGUUUGAUAAUCCUGCGAGUGUAGCUGCACCUGUAUCCCGUACCCUGAGUUACUUAGUCCUGCCCGCAUACAAUAUAGGACUCCUUCUCUGCCCAGCAAACUUAUGCUGUGAUUGGACCAUGGGAUCCAUCUCCCUCAUCACUUCUAUAUCAGAUCUGAGAAACUUGUUAACACUUUUUCUUGGAGCCUAUCUAGUCCAUACAGCACUCAUCAUUUUCAAAUCAGAGCGGAGUGACUGCCUACCCCUCCUUGUAUCUAUGUCCCUCCUGUGUAUACCCUUCCUCCCUGCCUCAAACCUAUUCUUCCCAGUAGGCUUUGUUCUAGCGGAGAGAGUUCUGUAUAUUCCUUCCAUGGGGUUCUGUCUCCUCGUAGCUCUAGGUCUUACUAAACUAUAUCUACAAUGCAACCAUCCUACAGUAAAAGGAAUUAUCAAGUGUUUCAAUGAAGAGUCUAUAUUCUUAUCUGGACUAACGGUGAACAAAAACAAUGCAAAAUUAUUCAACAAUGUCGGACAUGCUUUAGAAUCUCAAAAGCGACAUAACGAAUCUCUCAUACUAUUCCACCAGGCAGUACUAGUACAGCCAGAUGAUAUAGGAGCUCAUAUAAAUAUAGGUCGAGCUUUGAAUCAGCUGGGUCGGUUUGAUGAAGCGGAAACAGCUUAUAGAACUGCUAAAUAUCUGCUACCUAGAGCUAAACCUGGAGAAAAAUUAAUCACUAGGAUCGCCCCGAACUCGUUGAACCUGUUCUUGAACCUGGGGAACCUGAUCUCGAAGAACAGCAGUAGGUUGGAGGAAGCGGACAGAUUGUACAGACAGGCAAUAGCGAUGCGCUCAGAUUAUAUUCAGGAGUUGGGUAAGGUUGAGCUGCAUCAAACAGGAAUAGAUAGAUUACUGAGCCUAAUCAACCUGGAUCCAACCAAUGAAAAGGCUUACUUCAACCUGGGCAUGAUCACAAUGGAUGAGGGUUGGACCUGGGAAUCUGAAUAUUGGUUCAAGAAAGCUAUCGAUAUCAAACCGGACUUCAGAGGAGCACUUUUCAACUUGGCUCUUCUACUUACUGAUCAGCAUAGACCUUUAGACGCCGUUCCUUUCCUUCAAUCCCUUUUACAUUACUACCCAGCACAUGUAAAGGGUCUUAUACUGUUAGGAGAUAUCUAUACAAAUAUUAUCAAGGACCUAGACAAAGCAGAAGAAGCUUAUAAAAAGAUCCUGGAUAUAUCCCCUGGUCAUGUCCAAGCUCGACACAACCUCUGCGUGGUGGAGUUGGAGAGAGGGAAUCUUGAGGCAGCAGAACAAUGUUUAGAACAGGUUUCUGCAGCGGCACCUGGCGAAGAAUACAUCAACAAACAUCUUAGAAUUAUCAAGAAUAAACUCAGAAGAAAAUCGCAAAAAAAACCUUGAAAUGCAAUCGGAGAAAAUUUAGUAAUAUCUCUUUUUAAGGGGGGAGGGGUCUCUAUUAACUGUUGCAUUGAGAGAAAGCAAGCCUAAUGUUGAGAUUAAAACAAUGGUGCAUUUUCUAAGGUUAAAUAUUUGAACAAAAAAUAUCUUUAAACGUAAAACUUAAGAAACUGAAUGACCAAUGCAUAAAUGUUCAAAGAAAGACAAUGCAAUACUAGUGCUUGACUUGAAGCUUGAAUGCCUAACUAUGUAAACGAAAAUGUUCAAAUCUAAUCAUCAAUUACAUUUUUUAUGUUAUAUGUAAAAAAUGCCUUAUUUAAGCAGAAUAUUUGGUUUUGCUUGUGCCAUAUUACGUGACAAAUGAUGCAAUUUAACUUGUAAGUAAGUUCAUUAACCUUUCCAAAACCAGUGUUGGGUAAAUAUCUGUGUUUAGAAUUGAGGGUUUUUUUAUGUCAUGCGCAAACGUUUGUUUUCAAUUAAAAAAAUUUUACGAUUUAUUGUCGCAAGUUUUUUCACUUAAAAUCUACAGUGGUCGGAGUUUAUAUUAUUACAGUGAAGACGAAUUUUUUCUGCAAAUUUUGAUUUCCAACAAGCUUUUUUUCGAAUUUCAAAUUACAACGAAAAUCGGUAAAUAGCUUCUCAUUGUUCCCAUGUUUGUGUGUACAUAUGUUUAAAAGCUUGGAAGAAGUUAAAAUUGAAAUCAAACGUUGUCUUCAUUGUAAAUUGAUAAUUACGACGACGACAAACUUUUCCACUUGUAAUAGAUUGUAUGCCUUAUAAAGAUAAAGAUCUUUUUUAUUUGGCCUCGAUAAAACAAUUUAAAUGCAAUGUACUUAUUCUGAUUCAAUGUGUUUCACACCAAUUUUAAAUGUACAACACAGCACUAGGCUGUUCUGUCCGGCCGGCACCAAGUUGUACUGUAGUGCACCUAGUGGUAUUUUACUGCACCUAGUUGUACUGUAGUGCACAUAUUUUUACUUAACUGUACUGCACUACGCUUCUGCAAUGCACCUUCAGUAUUACUAUUAAAUGCAACAAGAUUCAAACUCGUGAUCUAGAACUAUUUCAGUGCAAUUAGUAUCCUAUAUGUAAUUAUUUUUUUGCAAAAUGUGUUUUUUUUUUUAAAUGCAAUUAGUAUGUACUCUGUGCAAUUAGUAUGUACUUUGUGCAAUUAGUAUUUAUUGGAGGCAAUAAGUAAGUAUUCUAUGCAACACAAUUCGCGUGCUUUAUGAUUGCAAUAACUUGCAAUUAAUUAACUAAACUACCCGCAAUGCAAUAAUGUAAAGAUUAUAUAUAUUUAGUAGUUAAAGUAUAGAACUUUUUAUGUAUGUAUUUGUGCCAAAAUUAUAAUUUUAAACUUCGAAAAGACAGUCCGGCCUUUAAACUUUUAUACUCAAUAAAAGAACUCUUUUUCCUA
Messenger RNA from Eurytemora carolleeae, 3902 nucleotides. Its product is annotated as transmembrane and TPR repeat-containing protein CG4050. Gene Ontology annotation, biological process: protein O-linked glycosylation via mannose. The coding region runs from base 155 to 2488 and encodes 777 amino acids. The transcript has 24 exons. Gene Ontology annotation, cellular component: endoplasmic reticulum. Lineage: Eukaryota; Metazoa; Arthropoda; Copepoda; Calanoida; Temoridae. The record is from RefSeq and is a predicted model, not a curated record. Gene Ontology annotation, molecular function: protein binding; mannosyltransferase activity.